Molecule: messenger RNA, 2337 nt
Organism: Salvia miltiorrhiza (redroot sage)
Lineage: Eukaryota; Viridiplantae; Streptophyta; Magnoliopsida; Lamiales; Lamiaceae
Product: serine/threonine-protein kinase PCRK1-like
Exons: 5
Coding region: 568-1845 (425 amino acids)
Biological process (GO): protein phosphorylation
Molecular function (GO): ATP binding; protein kinase activity
Source: RefSeq, a predicted model, not a curated record
UCUUCUCGUAAACUACGCUUCACACAUUCUCUCUCUAAUUAUCCGCUUUGCUCUAAAGGCCGCCUUCACACCUAAUUCCCUUGUUUUAUGAUGUCUUUAUCGCCCUAGAUUGUUUAAUAGACCAUAAUUAUGCAUAUGCACAUUCUGUAUACGUGUAUUUACAUUUGUUGCGUUUAGUAUCAUAUGGCAUUAAUUAAAUCUUGAACUCUCGCGGCGUCUUGUUUCAUUGAAUAAAGACUUUAAUGAGGAGGCUUUGCCGUGUUUGAGACUUCCUCUUUUCAGUCCCGCGUUUCAUCCGGCAGCUGGGUCUUCCUUCAGCGGAUCAAGAUCAAAUUUUGUGACUAAUUCGAGAAGGACCUCUACAGGUUAGAUUAUCUCGAAGAUCUGUUAUCUUUAUGUGACCAUCUUUUGGAAACAAACAAAGGAGUUCACACUUUUCCUUUUUCACAUGAUUGGAAUCAGGUUGAGAAGUCAAACGUAUGAGGCAUCUUUGCUUUCUUUUGCCUGUUGCAGGGUUUUUAGUUGAUUCCUUCUACUGCAUUUGUGAAUAGCACUACGCAUCAUUUUAUGCCCAUGAAGUGCUUUCAAUUCUACAAUGGAGACAGAAAGGAAGAACCAAAGACACCAACAGCAAAUUCAACUCAGUCUUCAUUUACUGAUCAUGAGAUAAAGCAAUCUGGAUCAGAAUUGAAUUCUCAGGAUGUAUCAAAUACGAGCACUGAGUCCAGAGGUCGCAACCAAUUUCCAAAUUUGUCUGAGAGAGCCAGUGAUCUCAAAGUUUUUACUUUUUCAGAACUGAAACAAGCGACAAAAAAUUUUGGUCGCACUGCCAAACUUGGGGAAGGAGGUUUUGGAUGUGUAUUUAAGGGCGUCAUCAAGAGUUCUGAUGAUCCAGCAAAGAAAAUUGAUGUGGCUGUAAAACAACUUGGUAGAAGAGGACUGCAGGGUCAUAAAGAAUGGGUGACAGAAGUUAAUGUUCUUGGUAUCGUCGAGCAUCCAAAUCUUGUUAAACUUAUUGGUUACUGUGCUGAAGAUGAUGAAAGAGGUAUUCAACGACUUCUAGUAUAUGAAUACAUGCCCAACGGAAGUGUGGAAGACCAUUUAUCAAUUAGGUCUGUCACACCCCUUUCUUGGGAUAUGAGGCUGAGGAUUGCCCUAGAUGCUGCACGUGGCUUGGCAUACCUGCAUGAGGAAAUGGAUUUUCAGAUCAUCUUCAGAGAUUUCAAAUCGUCAAAUAUUCUCCUAGAUGAACAAUGGAAUGCUAAACUAUCAGAUUUUGGAUUGGCUCGAUUGGGUCCUUCAGAAGGACUAACACAUGUAUCAACUGCGGUUGUUGGGACUAUGGGUUAUGCAGCUCCUGAAUACAUUCAAACGGGCCGUCUGACAUCAAAGAGUGAUGUUUGGAGCUACGGGGUGUUCCUUUACGAACUCAUCACUGGUAGACGCCCGUUGGAUCGACAGCGCCCCAAAGGCGAGCAGAAGCUCUUAGAAUGGGUAAAGCCAUACCUUUCAGACGCCAAGAAGUUUCAACAAAUACUGGAUCCGAGGUUUGAAGGAAAGCAAGUCCUUAAAUCAGCUCACAAGCUCUCACUCGUAGCUAACCGCUGCCUGUCCAGACUUUCAAAGACACGGCCAAAAAUGAGCGAAGUCCAAGAAAUGAUUAACCAAGUUGUUGAGGCAGCUACAGGCUCCGGCAACCCUCAACCAUCUUUGAAGAGUAAAGACGACAAGAAAACUUCUGAGGAUUCCCAACCUAAAGGCAAAAGGAGGCUAAGUGAUAUCAAAAUCGUGGACAGUGCCUGGCUACUUCGGGUCUGGUCAUCAAAGCUCGUGAGAACUUGCUGAUCAGAAAUCAGUAAACUAGGAUGGGACAGGUUUUAUUCGGUACAUAAAGAUGACAUUUUUAGUAUUAUCAAGACACCAGUAGCAAACUGCAACUUGAUUCUGACGCUUGCUGUCGCUAGUGUAAAUCUGGGGAGCUUAACAGGGAUUGGGGUUGAACGGGCUUUUGGAAUGUGACCGGCCUCAGAUUUACUGAUAGUCGUUCCAUGAGGAAGUGAAGAACUUCUUCUAGGCGCCUCAAGAAAGGCACGCUCUAGAAUCUGGACCGGUCGAUAGAUUCAGCAAAGCAAUAGAUUGAAAAGGUAUGGAAUUUGUAUGUGUAGACUUUAAUUGCUGUAAUACAUAUGAUGUGAACUAAGGAGGUCUGAAUCACAAUGGGUUCAGUCAUUCUUGGGAAAAGACACGAUUGUUGAGUUAACUAUUAAGCUUGUAUAUUUUCUUCCAUGACAGAAUUGUUAUGAUUGGUGAAUAUAGUAUGCAUUUUUGGUGGAAAAA